AUGGCACCUAAGAAAAGUAUUAAGAUGGACUUGGGGUCCUUUUUGAAAGAUGACACUUUUGGGGGCAACUCAUGGGCCGACGAAGAAGUCGAUAUGAACUCUAUUGCGUUCAGUAUUGAAAAUCCAACUGCUAGCACCGAAGCACCAAUUGGAGGUGCGCCAAUCUUUUCUGGAGUUGGUGGUGGUAGAGGCGCAAUGGGCGGAGAAAGAAGAGAAAGAAUCAAGUAUCCAGUUCCCGAUCAUCCUCCAUUCCGUGCUCAUGUUACAAAUUUGCCAUGGGAAAUCACCGAGGAAAAAGUUGUUAGACAUUUUGAAGAUAGAAUGCAAGCAAAAGAUUGCAUUACCGAGUGUAAGUUACCUGUGGAUAGAGAAACUGGUCAAAUUCGAGGAUCUGCAUUUUUAACAUUUACCCUGCGUGCUUUCUUGGAGGAAAGUUUAAAUUUAUCAGCAACAGAUUUUCUAGGUAGGAUAAUGUAUGUCAAUGUAGCCCAGCCUAUAAAUGAUAGAUUUGGCGAGCGCAGAGGAGAAAUGGGAGUCGAAUUGGAUUGGGGAGCAGCUAGAGGCUCUCGAGUUGAAUUGCCACCUAGAGAACGAUCAUUUAGAGGAGAGGGACACAAUAGAGAAUUUAAGCCAAAGAGAGAAGAGCCAGAUUUGGACUGGGGUUCAGCUAGAGGUUCACAAGUUGAAUUGCCUCCAAGAGAAAGAUUCAAUAGAACAUCUAGUUUUGGUGAUAGCCACCACCACCAUAAAGACGGCGAAUCUAAUUUUGCACGUACUCCAAGAAGAGAAGAGCCAGAUUUGGAUUGGGGAGCAGUCAGGGGUUCACAAGCAGAAUUGCCACCUAGAGAACGAUCAUUUAGAGGAGAGGGACACAAUAGAGAAUUUAAGCCAAAGAGAGAAGAGCCAGAUUUGGACUGGGGUUCAGCUAGAGGUUCACAAGUUGAAUUGCCUCCAAGAGAAAGAUUCAAUAGAACAUCUAGUUUUGGUGAUAGCCACCACCACCAUAAAGACGGCGAAUCUAAUUUUGCACGUACUCCAAGAAGAGAAGAGCCAGAUUUGGAUUGGGGAGCAGUCAGGGGUUCACAAGCAGAAUUGCCACCUAGAGAACGAUCAUUUAGAGGAGAGGGACACAAUAGAGAAUUUAAGCCAAAGAGAGAAGAGCCAGAUUUGGACUGGGGUUCAGCUAGAGGUUCACAAGUUGAAUUGCCUCCAAGAGAAAGAUCUAAUAGAAAGUCUAGUUUUAACAGCAACAACAACAACAACAACAGUAGCGAACAACAUAACCAUACUCGUACUCCCAAAUCAGAAGAGCCAGAUUUGGAUUGGAGUUCAGCAAGAACUACACAGGCGGAAUUACCACCACGGGAGAAAUCUAAUAGAAAAGCAAGCUAUGGUGAAAAUCACCACAAUAAUAACGGGGAACAACACAACCGUACUCGUACUUCCAGAACAGAAAAACAAGAUUUGGAUUGGAGUUCAGCAAGAGGCACACAAGCAGACUUGCCACUUAGAGAAAGACCAAAUAGGUCUUUUAGCCAUAACAACAGCCAUAAUACCAAUGGAAAACAAAGUUCCGAUUCUGGACUAGAAUGGAAAAGGGGACAAUCUUUACCACAGCGUACAACAAAACCAUCAUCAUCACAGCAGCACAUUAGUAAUAAACGUAAUAAAGACGACAAAAAGAAAGCAGAGGAAAAGCAAGGUCCUCAAAAAUCACAAUUUUCUGUCUUGUCACUCGAUGAUGAUGAUGAAGAAGAAGAAGAAGAAGAAGAAGAAGAAGAACUAAAAGAAGAACAUGACGUUAAUGAAGGAGAAAUUGAAAAGUUGGAAUCAGAUACUGCUAAACUAACUGUGGCUGAAGAUAAACUAAAAUAG
Messenger RNA from Lodderomyces oxycetoniae, 1875 nucleotides. It is a transcript of the gene TIF3, whose product is annotated as Tif3p. Bases 1 to 1875 code for a protein of 624 amino acids. Gene Ontology annotation, molecular function: RNA binding. NCBI's taxonomy places the organism in Eukaryota, Fungi, Ascomycota, Pichiomycetes, Serinales, Debaryomycetaceae. The transcript has a single exon. The record is from RefSeq and is a predicted model, not a curated record.